GCGUGUUCUGCGGGCGGUGGUACUAUGAGGUGGAGAUCAAAUGCGAUGAUAUGGGGGUGUCGGGUCUCUCCGAAACGCGACAGCCCCACUGGCGCAUUGGAUGGGCACAGCGCCACGGCGCCGUGCAAGCUCCCUGCGGGUUUGAUCGUUUCUCGUAUUCCUGGCGCGAUAUUGACGGACAAAAGUUCCACAACAGCCGCGGCGCGCCCUUCUCAAAGGAAGGGUAUGGCCCUGGGGACGUGCUUGGGUUUGAGAUUGUUCUUCCUCAACGCGUCACCUCUCGCGUGCUGCCCAUUCAAACGCGCGGCACACACGUGUCCGUUGUCGCGCAGGGCAACACGUUUAUUGCCGAGAAGCAGAAGUUGUCAACACCGGAACUGUUUGAGGCUGUUCCUGGGAGCAAGAUCAUUUGCUACAAGAACGGCGUGUGUCAAGGCGUCAUGUUUGAGGACAUUAACUGUGGAACGUACUAUCCCGCCAUCUCCCUGUACAACCAUGCUCAGGUUGUUGCCAACUUUGGGCCGACGUUCAAGUUUCCACCCCCGAACAAGGAGUGCCGGCCCAUCUCUGCUGCCGCUGCAUACACACACGCCGCCCUCUCCCUUGCCGAGUCCAUCGCCAGGGUUGUGAACACACGCGACGUGCCGGCGCAGAAGAAGGAGGUGCGUGAGAAGCUGCUGGAUUCAGGCAAGGUUGACACUGCCAGCGCCUGUGCCAGCAGUGGUAGUGGCAGUGCCAGCAGUGGCAGCACGGCAACGACAUCGACAGCAACAGCAGCAACCGCUGCCGGUGAUCUCGGGGAGGGUGAGGCACUGGACGACAUGAAGCCGCCGCCCUACCACCCGCGCAUGGCGCUGUCUGCACGAAAGAAGUUCCGGGCGUUCCUUCUCAGGCAGCGUGUGUUUAUUGACCAGGAGACGUUUGAAACGCUUCCCUCUCGCCUCCAGCCCCGUACCACGCCAGACACCCACUACAUCUAGUCCAUGUGUGUCUGCGUGCGCGUGUGUGUGCGUCUGUGUGCGCGCGCGUGUGCGUGUGAGUGAGUCAGCAGAGAGAGUGUGUGUGUGUGUUGAAGUCCAUAGCCAUCAAGCACGAGUACAUGACAACACUGUCAAGGUGUCAAUGCGCACCAAUGUCAACACACACACACACACACACACACACACACACACACACACACACACACACACACACACACACGCACACGCACAGUGUCAAGUUUAAAUUUCGCGGCAGAAACGUUGCAGCCCAUUAAAAGUGCAUCACAUCUGA
Messenger RNA from Salpingoeca rosetta, 1272 nucleotides. RefSeq lists its product as uncharacterized. Gene Ontology annotation, cellular component: Set1C/COMPASS complex. Gene Ontology annotation, molecular function: transcription cis-regulatory region binding; protein binding. The record is from RefSeq and is a predicted model, not a curated record. Lineage: Eukaryota; Choanoflagellata; Craspedida; Salpingoecidae. The transcript is spliced from 7 exons. Bases 51 to 980 code for a protein of 309 amino acids.